This is a messenger RNA of Geosmithia morbida, 1344 nucleotides long. Its product is annotated as monooxygenase. The record is from RefSeq and is a predicted model, not a curated record. Lineage: Eukaryota; Fungi; Ascomycota; Sordariomycetes; Hypocreales; Bionectriaceae. Gene Ontology annotation, molecular function: monooxygenase activity; oxidoreductase activity, acting on paired donors, with incorporation or reduction of molecular oxygen. The coding region runs from base 1 to 1344 and encodes 447 amino acids. The transcript has a single exon.
AUGGCAGACAACAAGACUAAGCGGCUUCACCUGGCGGCCUUCAUCUACUCCGGCCAGGUCUCGCAGAUAUGGCGACACCCUGAGAUACAUGCUCAUGAGAGCCUUGACGUCGAUUAUUAUAUAGAAUAUGCCCAAGUGGCUGAGAAGGCCAAAUUCGAUACCCUCUUUCUGGCGGACGGCGCUUCAUUCCCCAACGGGCCCCUUGCGAAGCACUAUUGGAGUGUGAGCGGCUUCGAACCCGCCACCUUGUUCUCUGCCAUCGCGGCACGGACAGAGCGCAUCGGCCUCGUAUACACGGCAAGCGUGAGCGACAACGAGCCUACCCACGUUGCUCGCCAACUAGCCAGCCUUGACCACAUCAGUCAUGGCCGCGCGGGAUGGAACGUCGUCACCACCCUAGGGCCCGGAUCGAAAAACCUCGGUGUGCCGCUCGAGGAGAGCUACGACAGUGUUGCCAAGUACGGCAGGGCGAGGUCUUUUCUACAUGCGGUAGAGACUCUCUGGGACAGUUUCGAAGACGACGCCCUGAUAAGAGACAAGAAAAGCGGAAUAUUUGUCGACCUCGACAAGGUUCACGCACCAGACAUCGAUGAUGGGCUGUAUCGCGUGGAUCAACCGCUCCGCGUCGAACGCCCCGUUCAGGGAUAUCCCGUCAUUGCACAAGCCGGCACGUCUCCCGAGGGGAUUGCAUUCGGCGGAUCGUCAGCAGACUUGAUCUACUGUGCCAACUACUCGAUCCAGGAUGGGCAGGAGACUCUUCGUGCCCUCAAGUCGGCCGCAGUCGAGGCAGGACGAAAUCCCGAUCAUCUCAUCAUCCUGACGGGCGUGGCUGUCGUCUGGGGCGAGACGGAAGAGGAGGCUGAGCGGAAACUGCGCGAGGUAUCUUCUCUAUGGCCUAUCGAGGUGGCUGUCCAGAAUCUCGGUAUCAACUUUGGGGAUGCCGACCUAGAUUCGCCCUUUCCCGACGAGUAUAGUGUCGGCUCCAAGUCCAAACCUGGCCUGGGUUCCACAGGGCGAGCUGCUGCGAUAGCUUCAUUUGCUCGCUCCAACUCUUUGACUAUACGACAGACGGCAGAGCGUUGCUCCAUAGGCCUGGGCCACAGACCCCUCAUCGGAACGACGCAGUCUAUCGCAGAUGAUCUGCAGGCAUGGCUCGAGGCUGGGGCCACGGAUGGCUUUGCCGUGAUCCAGCCACUGCUGAUCGAUGGUCUACGUGAUUUCAGCACGCACGUCAUCCCCGAACUUGUACGUCGCGGUUUGUUCCGAUCUGAAUACGAAGGAACGUCUCUGAGGGAAAACCUUGGCAUUCCGCGGCCCGUCAAUCGCUACUUGGCAAAGUCAUAA